AUGAAGCGACGAGGCUCAAAACCACCCAUCACGGUAAUCGUAUCUGCCGCAUGCGUUACUAUUGUUCUUCUUCUGGUAGUGGAUGUCGCCGUGACCACUCUUUACUAUCCCUUUGCACACACCAUGGACACCUCUACAUUGCACAAGAAGAACAACGACGCUCCCCUGACACACGAGACACCACUCCCUUGGGCAGUCCGCUUCAUUCCACAGUCCACCGUUCACACAUGGGAGAAGCGUGACUUCCUUAUUGCGUUUGGUAUUCCAUCGAUAGACAUCAGUGAGAGACGUACGCGCCGAAAUCUGCAGCGAUCAUCGUGCUGGCAGUUCCAGGGUGUGGCGACGAAAGCAAAUAAUUUCACUGGUGCAAUGGUAGUACUGUAUGUGCUUGCGCGGCACCCGUCCAAUAACUACACCUACUCUGCGGCACUGCUGGAAGAGGCGGAGCAGUGGCACGAUAUGGUUGCGUUGCCAAUGAAUGAUGGCCUCCCCUCAGAGAAGAAGAAGAUUGGUGAUGAUGGGAAGUGGGGCUUGAAAGCUGAAAUCGGAAUGAGCCGCAAGACGUUCCUUUGGUUUGAACUGGCUCUUCGGUUAUUUCCACGGGCGAGGUACGUUGCGAAGGGUGAUGACGACAUGUUCCUUCGUGUGCCGCAGUACCUCGCAGACCUACGUUCCCUGCCUCGCCGAGGGCUUUAUUGGGGAACUGUGGAAAGGUACUACAAGCCAGUCAUUUUCUCUUAUGCGUAUGGUUCAUGCUAUACACUGGCAAGGGAUGUGGCUGCUCAGCUUGUUUCGUUUGAACCUCUGCAACGAUUGGUGUGCCUGCCGUACAAUGAAGAGCACGACGAGGAGUUUAUGUCACUGAUGAUGCAUGCUGAAGAUGCUAUGGUCGGCUUGUCUCUUUUUAUGUCAGGGUAUAACAGCAGCCUUACCUUUGCGACAGAAGACCGGUGCUCUUUCCACGACGUUCAUGAAGGAGCAGUGGUAGAGCCUGUGCGGUCAAGCUCUGUUAUGAUACACCACGUGAACGAAAAUGACUACAAGAAGUUGAUGAAACGAUUCAAGUAUGAUAGCGGUGCUUCUCCGCGGAAUUGGACGCGUCGUAAUAGUCAUGAAAUCAACUUUCACUGUUGGAAUGAUUGA
Trypanosoma grayi is the source of this 1143-nucleotide messenger RNA. RefSeq names its product UDP-Gal or UDP-GlcNAc-dependent glycosyltransferase. The transcript has a single exon. Gene Ontology annotation, molecular function: hexosyltransferase activity. The record is from RefSeq and is a predicted model, not a curated record. The coding region runs from base 1 to 1143 and encodes 380 amino acids. Gene Ontology annotation, cellular component: membrane. NCBI's taxonomy places the organism in Eukaryota, Euglenozoa, Kinetoplastea, Trypanosomatida, Trypanosomatidae.